Messenger RNA from Mytilus trossulus (common blue mussel), 3923 nucleotides. Its product is annotated as triadin-like. The record is from RefSeq and is a predicted model, not a curated record. The transcript is spliced from 15 exons. Bases 249 to 3179 code for a protein of 976 amino acids. NCBI's taxonomy places the organism in Eukaryota, Metazoa, Mollusca, Bivalvia, Mytilida, Mytilidae.
UUAUUUAGAACGUUUUUUCAAAAUUUAAAAAGCGUCGCCUACAUCCGGUAAAUUGAUUUUCGGCUUCCAAGUUGUCAGGUAAAAGAACAAUUUUUCGAUGUCAAAUAACAUAACAGUUUAAGAAUUUUCCCAAAAGAAAGACUAAACCACCGCUUUUGACUGCCGGUCAGAGUUCAAGGUCGGAUGAUCUAGAUGAUAUAUUGACAGACAAUAACCCGAUCUUAGAGGAAAUAUUCCAGGAAGAAGACAUGGCGCAAGAACGAUCAACGCUCACUAAAAAUAGGAAAAUAGAGAAGAGUUUCGAGGACUUGUUGACGGGUCUGUCCGAUGAAAAUGACGAUGAUAUUGAUGAUCUCGUUGAUUUCGACAAUCUACCAGAGAUGUGUUCUGAUGCCACCUUGAUAGCAAUAACAAAGACUAACAAGCCAUACACAAAUGCAGCUUCCAUGGACGAUUCUUUAAGGAUGUCUGAAUUUGAUACCCCUACUGAUUUUACAUCGUCAAAAACAAACGACUCCGAUGUCUUUAAUACGGAUGAUUUUUUCACUGGGAAGUCAAACGGAAAGGAAGAAUAUGUAGAAAAUGACAAACUAAUUGAUUUUGGCGGAAGUGAAGUUAUCAAAACAGAAAAGAGAGAUGAACUAUUUGAGUUUGACUCUCAUCGUGACGAUGUCAAGGAAGAAGAUAAAUUGAUAGAUUUCGAUAACCAAGAUGACAAUGAUAAUGAUAUAAGUGAUGAAAAAAUAGAUGAUGAAAACUCCAUGGGAUCAGAUGAAGUAGAAGAAGAUGAUGAUGAUGGUGACAAGUAUGAACCAAGUUUUGUUGAACAGAACAAUGAGAAAGUAGAUGUGAUGCUUACUGAUGAAACUGGUAACGCAGUCGAUAUAAUGGACCAGGAUACAGAGGAAGUUGUGAAUGGUUUGCAGAGAGAAGAAAGCAUUGAUUUAGAUGCCAUUGUCCAGGAUAAUACUCAUUUAGAUGUUGAUAUUGGUAAACAGAAGACUGUCCUGAGAAAGAAAGGAUCAUUAGCUAAGAGACGUAAACCUAGUAGAACUAGUGUACAUAGUAUGGGAGCUGCUGAUGAAAACAGUCGAUAUUCUGAUUCUACUGAGCCAAAGCCUGUUAUGCAGAAUGGUCAUACAGAUGAAGAUGUUUUCUCGCGGAACAGCAGUUCUUCAGUAGAUAGCGAUGCACAAUCUCCUCCCGCCAAAAAACCACUUCCUGGAAUGGUGGCCUUGCCUGGCAUGGGAAUGCCAAUGGGAUUGCCUAAGAGAAAGUCUAGAGGUUCUUCUCCAUCAGACAGCGACCUAACACCAGAUGAAGCCAAAAAAGAUUUCAGGAACAUUGGUGUUAAACUUCCAAUUCCCUCAUCUCGUGGGUCUAGCGAAUCAGACAAUCAUUCUAAUAUAACAAGUCCAAAACUUAGGAAAACUUCCGAUAAGGAAGCAAUGAAAUCUCCCGUAGAACCUACACACCAGUUUGAAAAACCAAAAUUGAAAGCAGUUUCACGACCAGUUAGAGAACAGGAGGAAAGUGAUGAUUCAAAAAUGUUUGAUAUGCCUGCUCUAAAACAAGUGGAAAAAUCACCAACAAAAAGUAGAGCUUUUGAACAAAAUGAUGAUAUGGAUACAAAACAUGUCUUUCAAACCCCAAAGUUACGAAAAGUUGAUGAUGCUCCGACAGAAAGUUUACGUUUUAUUCACGGUAAAACAGGAGAAGACGAUGAAACUGAAAGUAGAAUUUCAGACGAUUCUAGACAUAUUUUUCAAACUCCUACAUUAAAAAAGGUAGACAAUCCUCCCACAAAGACGUUACGAAACCUUCAUGGCAAUGAAUCAGAUAUGAAAUUAACUUUGGGGGAUCACAUGGGAGAGAGUAGUACAGAUGAUAUAGACAUUGGAAUGUAUUUUGAAAAGCCUCAGUUACGGAACGUUCCUAAACCAACAGAGACAUUGAGAAAUGUCUAUAAAGAAAAGCCUCAAAUUGAUGUGCCAGAAUUAAAAAAUGUGCCAAAAAUGGAAUUAGAAUUAAAAUCGCCAACAGAGAUUGACAACAAAUUCAAUGUGCCCCAGCUUAAAAGUGUUCAGAAAGAAAGGGAGACUGACAAUCAGGAAAAAGAAGAGGGGACUUUUCAGAUCCCUACUUUAAGGAGUACUCCUCUACCUAAAAGAAGAGAGCCACCUAAAAGUCCAGAAACAAAAACUUUUGAUGUGCCCAUGUUAAGACGCACCCCUCGGGUUAAAUCUGAAACAGACACUGUGGAAUCAGAAAAACCUCCAACUGGUAUAUUUGAAAAACCCAAAUUAAAAUCAGCUAGGUCGUUACAACAAGACAUGGAUGAUUCCACCAAUAAAGAUUCUCAUUCAAAGCAUCGGUUUGAUGUUCCUUCUCUACGCAAUACUCCCUCUAAAAAGGAAUCAAGUGUUCAAAGAUCAGAAAGUGUCAGAAGUGAUCAUGAAAAGCCAUCAUGGCUACAGGACACCAAACUAAAACCUACUAGAGGAGGAUCCAUUGAUUCCUCUGGGGAUAAAGAUUCAGACAAACCCAGCUGGUUAACAUCCGAUACAAGGAAAAGGCAUGAUUCUAAAGAAAAUAAGAAUGUCGAUAGUUUUGAUUUAUCAGAAAAUACUCAAAGGAAAUCUUCCAUACCUCUACAGGAGACCAAACCAGAGAAUGGUAUUAAUGGUCAUCACACGCCAUCACGGACAAGACUGACAUCAGCAAGCUCAGAACAUGAUGAUGAUGAAAUAAAAACUAAAAAGACCACAGGAAGAGACCAGUAUGUACCUAGUUGGCUGAAGACAACAGAUACCAAAGGAAAGUCUCCCUCAACACCCAAUCUGGCAUUUGUUACUCCUACUAAAGAUUCAUCGGAGGUCCCACAAUGGAAGAGAGAACUGGCAGAAAAACGUAGACGACAAAAAGAUGGCGAUGGUGCACCAACUCCAAUGAAAGCUGAGCCAGCAGGUGACAAAGAGUUACCUCCCUGGAAAGUAGAAUUAGGACAGAUGAAAAUGAGACAAACUCCUGCAAAAGUUUCAGCUCAUGAGACAAAGAAGAGUACAGAACCAGAAUGGAAGAAAGCAGCAGAUGAAAAAAGACAGAGAUUAAGAAGUAUAGGUGAUUCUUGUUAUGAUGACGAUUCUGGACUUUUAGCAUCAAGAACGACAACCAAGUGAUAAUUUAAUUCAUUAGUUCCUGCAAAGCAACGUUUAACAUUUCCUUGAUAAGGGCCACAUGUAUCUAUAAAAUAUCAUACAUUUAGAUGUCAUUGAUCAGGGCAACACAUAUCUAUAUAAACUAUCAAACAUUUAUCAACAAUACAUGUAUCAUGAUGGACAUGUGAUGUCUAGAAAUUAGCUAUGUUUUAUAUUGUUUAUUUACUUUUUUGUUAUUUUUUAUUUGUUUUCCGAAAAGGUAUCUCACUUUGUUUAAGGUCAAACAAAAUAAAUUCUUGUUUUUUAUGUGUUUGACAAAUAGAUGGUUUAAAAAUACCACUUUCACAUCAUUUAAAUUUUCCCUGUAUGAUAUUGUGCAGGUCACAUAUUUUAUGAAUAUAUUUAAUGGGAAAAAGUGUUCAUGUAUUCAUAAAUACAGUCAAAUAUUUUAUAACUGUGUUUAGAUUUUUUUUCUAAAAUAUCAACUGAGUAUCAAAUUUAAACUUCUACUUUCAGUAAAAUUGUAAAAACAAAAAUUCAGAAAUCUAUAUAUAUUGAUAAAAACAUUCAUCUCUUAACCAACAAUAUUGCUAUGUUUCUGUGAUAAAAAACAAAAUUUGUGAUAUUAUAUUUCAAUGGGCAUAUAUCUGAUAUUUAUAUUUUGAAAUAUUAUUCUAAAAAAAACAACGCUUACUGAAAUAUUGCUAGGUAACAUACAUUUUGUCUUCUUCAAAUAAUGUUAAAUACUGUUUUUGCAAAGUAUGG